CACACCACUGACUGAGGAAGACGAAUGUGUGCGUCCUCCACUACAUGAGAAUAACUUAAACCUUUACUUCUGCUUUUGUUCACAUUCAGUCUGAUUUUGAUUUUGAGUUUCAGGAGGUCUGAGUGGAGGCUGUCACUGAAAGUUUAACCAUGGCCAUGCUGAGUGGCUGUCAGACAGCCAUCACGGUGCUCCGGCAGAUCGAGCCGAUCAUCGUGCUGGCGCAGCUGGGCUGCACUCUCUUCGACACCGCCCUGCAGAUGGUGGCCAAGGACCGGUGUGCCAACGCCACCUACCCCGACCUAUCCAGAGAGGCCAGCCAGCAGAAAGCCAUGACAGACUUCUUCAUGACCUACCACCUCAUCAUGCGGCUGGCGCCCAUUCUACCUGCGCUGCUCCUUGCCAGGUUAGGGGACCGCGGCUGGAGGAGAGCCCCCAUCGUGGUACCCCUGAUCGGAUACGUACUGUCCAGGCUCAUGCUGCUGCUGGUGGCCGUCUUCCGCCUCCCGCUGGAGGUGAUGUUCGGCGCGGCGGUGGUGUACGGGCUGUCCGGCGGCUUCUGCGCCUACUGGCCCGCCGUCAUGACGCUGGCGUCGCUGGCCUCUACCGCAGCUGACCGCUCUAAGGCGAUGAUGAAAGUGGAGCUGCUGUAUGGGCUAGCAGGUCUGGUGGGCAGCCUGGUGUCUGGUCAUCUCUUCCUGCUGUACAGCUCCAGUUUGGGAAAUGGGACCAUCCUGCUCUCCGUGAGCACAGUGUUGUAUCUGUUCUGCCUCAUACACUCCAUAGGACUGCUGCAGGUGAAACAAAUAUCCAACGAUGAGCCAGACGAGAACUGCCACCUCCUUUCUCACCCCUCCGGUGAAGAUCCUGUGGAGGCUCCUGCUGGGAGAGACAUGGUGAACGUGGCUCUGCUGUUUGUUGCUGCUAUACUGUACGUCUCUGCAGAGGUUGGCGCUGUAGAAAUACUAGCCGUCUUUGUGCUAAAAGCACCUCUCAGCUGGAACGCCACCCAGGUGGGUUAUGGGAACGCAGUAGGCUGCGCGAUUUUCCUCACAAGUUUCCUCGGUGUCAUGGUGUUUCGCCGCUGCGUCAGUGACGUGACACUUAUCCUAAUAGGCUUGGUGUCAUUCGCCACGGGAAUUUUCUUCAUGUCCUUUGUCACGACAACCUUGACAUUUUACCUCGCUCGCUCACUCACCCUGUUUGCCAUAAUCCCGAUGCCUACCAUUAGAUGUUUGCUCUCAAAGCAGGUUCCAGCAUCCUCAUGUGGCACCAUUCUCACCACCCUACAGAUGUCUCUAAAGUUUGCUGGUCUGGGGUACGUCCCUGCCUUUACUAAGAUCUAUCAGGGAACCCUGGACUGGUUCCCAGGCUUCAUCUUCAUGCUCUCCAGCAUCAUUACAGUUCUGGCAAUGAUACCCAUCAGUAUCGUCGGCUGCAGAUCGCCUCUGAGGCGACAGUCCGAGAGGAUUCAACAAGACUGAUGGCACCGACAUCACCACCAGCAGUGAGUUAGCAAACAGGAAGUGAGACUCGAAAUAGGCAAAAGGAGAAGGGUGCAUUUAAUCUCACUUCUGAUUUCUACAGGCUUUGGCUUUUACAGUAGGAAUAAACAAAGAUUUUAUGUUCAAAUGAGCAUUUUAUAUGAAAAACUAAUAUAUUUUAAAGAGGCCUUUGCAGACUUGUAUAUAUAGAGAUAUAAUGAAAAUAACACAACCCAGUUUGACUAAAAGUUUAAAAUAAUUAAAACAACUAUUGACAGAGAUACAGACAAACAUCAUCAACCAACAGAAUUCAUCGGCCAGUGAAAUUUCUUUGAGUUGAAGUUGUUGAACACACCAAAGCUGACAGCUGUUUGGUCAUUUAUGUGCAGACUUUAUGUUUAGUUUCUAGAUUACAUCAACAAGUUAUUUAUCAGUAAUUUGAAAACUACUGACUUAACAUUUACUUGAAUGCCCUACUCGUACAAUGUCAUUUGACAUUGUCAUGUUAACUGUUGGGCUACAAAAUAGAAAUACACGUGUAUAUAUGAAGUUAAAAUAGAUGACCGAUUUGAGUGCAAUGAGAGUUUCAUUAACCUGCGCGCCAGGAGGGACUAACAUACCAAAAAAAAAAACUUUUUUUAACAUUGGUGUUUAUGGUUUUUUUUUUCUUUUUUAAUGUCACAUGCAUUGUAUAUUAUACUUUAUUUAGAAUUUAGUGGCAUCCAGUAGUGACAUUGCAGAACUGAAAUUUACCCAGUGUGCCAAGUGUGUAGAACUAUGGUAUCUGAUGUGAAGAUGCAAAUGGCCUUAUCUAGAGCCAGUGUUUGGUUGGUCUGCUCUGGCCUACUGUAGAACACUGAAUGGCGGACUCCGCAGAUGCCAGUUUAAGUCACCGCAUGUGUCCUGUCAUUUUGCUUUAUGGUACUGAUAUUGGAUCUGAAGGGAAGAAAAUGCAGUCUGCAUUAUUACUUUCAUGUUAUCCAUUCAUUUAACACUGCCCUUUAAUUUCUGACACUUUUAGGUAUAAAUAGCUAUCAUACAGUUCCUGUUGGUGUAAUGGUUUAGAACAAAAUGUGAAAUAUUUACAUGAACCAAGAAGCUGCAGAUUUAUAUGAAGAUGUAACUGGUAUGUUUUGAGUUUUUUAAAAUUUGAUUUUGUUUAUAUGUUGAAACUAACUGGAUGUAAUAUGUUAUGAAAUUCAAUUUAUUUCUUCCAAUAAAGAUAUUAAUAACAUUUUAAA
This is a messenger RNA of Plectropomus leopardus (leopard coralgrouper), 2722 nucleotides long. RefSeq names its product solute carrier family 46 member 2 (gene slc46a2). Gene Ontology annotation, molecular function: transmembrane transporter activity. Gene Ontology annotation, cellular component: membrane. The record is from RefSeq and is a predicted model, not a curated record. Gene Ontology annotation, biological process: transmembrane transport. Lineage: Eukaryota; Metazoa; Chordata; Actinopteri; Perciformes; Serranidae.